AUGGUUUCAAACUCAGUGCUAAAGAAAAAUCGAGUAUGCAUUUACUUAUAUCAGACGUUUGGAUUGCCUUGGCGGUAAUUUUGCUCACUGUGGCAGUAUGUUUUCCCGUUUGGAAAUUUUACAAAAAGCGAAAGGAGUUGGCGAAAGCUGUGGAUGCAUUUCCUGGUCCGAGAUGGUAUCCUCUAAUUGGGACUAGCUUGGAAUUAGUUAUGACGUCAAGAGAAGAAAGAUGGAACCUAAUUAAAAAAUGGUAUCAAGAGUACCCUCGUGUGAUGCGAAUGUGGAUAGGAUUUAAACCCAUGAUCCAACUUUCAAAGCCUGAACAUCUUGAGAUCAUAUUUAAAAGUCAUGUCAAUAUAAACAAGGGAAUGACAUACCAGUACUUGAUGCCAUGGUUAGGGGGAGGAUUAAUUACUGCCGCAGGUGAGAAAUGGAAAGAACACAGGAGACUUUUGACUCCCGCCUUCCACUUUAAAAUUUUGGAUAAGUAUUCGGAAAUAUUUUCUGAAAAAGCUAGAGAAUUAGUGGAAAUAUUUAAAGAAAAAGUUAAUGCAGGACAUUUUGACGCCAGUCCAUAUUUUACCAGAUGCGCGUUAGAUAUUAUCUCAGAAACUGCCAUGGGUGUCAAAUUCAAUUCCCUAAAAGAUCCAACUUCUGAUUAUGCCAAUGCUAUUUUUGGGUUGUGUGAAAUAGUGGCUAUUCGAGAAAGCAAUCCAUUCUACGCUAUUGACAUAAUUUUCAACUGUAGCAACGAUGGAAAAAGAUAUUACAAAUAUUUGAAAACAAUUCAGGAAACCACGUAUAAGAUAGUAUCCGAUCGCCGAAAGAAAUUUCAGAAACAUGGAACUGAACAAAACGUCGAUGAACUUGGCAGAAAAGAGAAGCUAACGUUUUUGGAUAUUCUGCUGGUCAAUGAACAAGAAAACAAAUUUACGGAUAAAGAAAUUGCCGAUGAAGUGAACACUUUUAUGUUUACUGGUCAAGAUACUACUGCCUCUACAGUAAUGUAUACGCUUCUGGCUUUAGGAAAUUACAUGGAUAUUCAGGCUAAAGUACAAGAAGAGCUAGACAACAUAUUCAACGGUGAAGACAGGUCUAUUACCCCACAGGAUAUUGCGGAGAUGGAAUACUUAGACAGAGUCAUCAAAGAAACCUUAAGAAAGUUUACGUUCGUUCCUGGUGUUGCUAGAGUUUUGGAUAAAGAUAUUGUAAUCGAUGGACAACGUAUACCAGCAGAUGUAAGUCUUCUGCUGUCACUAUAUAAAUUGCACCACGAUCCCGAUUAUUGGCCAGAUCCAGACCGUUUUGAUCCUGACCGCUUUCUACCCGACGCUGCCUCUAAAAGACACCCUUAUGCAUUCGCGCCAUUCAGCGCUGGUUCGCGAAAUUGCAUUGGCCAAAAAUUUGGAACAAGAAACAGCAAGACCAUAUUAGCAGCAAUUCUGAGAAAAUUUAAAGUUAAGUGUUUAGAAGAUCCAGAAACCCUUCAGGAAUAUACUGAGAUAGUGCUUCGGCCACAGAAUGGACUUCACUUGGAAUUGGAAUUAAGGAAGUAAAACUAGUUUUUUUAAUAAUAAAAAAAAAUUGAUUUGAUUGAUAUUUCAAAAGCCACAUAGCAUUAGACAAAUUGAUAAUAUAAAUUACUUUAAUUCCUUCAUUUGUACUGAUUUAUAUUAUUAUAAUUUAAAGAAAAUAAUUAAAUAAAUAAUAAU
Molecule: messenger RNA, 1712 nt
Organism: Cylas formicarius (sweet potato weevil)
Lineage: Eukaryota; Metazoa; Arthropoda; Insecta; Coleoptera; Brentidae
Product: cytochrome P450 4C1-like
Exons: 11
Coding region: 36-1556 (506 amino acids)
Molecular function (GO): heme binding; oxidoreductase activity, acting on paired donors, with incorporation or reduction of molecular oxygen; iron ion binding
Source: RefSeq, a predicted model, not a curated record